AUGCCGAAGCCUGCGCGCGCUGAGAUCAGCGCGCCCAGGCUUCGCGGACCUCUCCGCGAGCCGCGGCAGCGCGGCCGCUGCUUGCGGAGAGUUGCCGGCAUGCCGAAGCCUGCGCGCGCUGCGAGCCGCGCGCCCAGGCUUCGCGGACCUCUCCGCGAGCAGCGGCAGCGCUGCCGCUGCUUGCGGAGAGCUGCCGGCAUGCCGAGCCUGCGCGCGCUGAGAUCAGCGCGCCCAGGCCUCGCGGACCUCUCCGCGAGCAGCGGCAGCGCUGCUGCUGCUUGCGGAGAGUUGCCGGCAUGCCGAAGCCUGCGCGCGCUGAGAUCAGCGCGCCCAGGCUUCGCGGACCUCUCCGCGAGCAGCGGCAGCGCUGCCGCUGCUUGCGGAGAGUUGCCGGCAUGCCGAGCCUGCGCGCGCUGA
This is a messenger RNA of Podarcis lilfordi (Lilford's wall lizard), 417 nucleotides long. The record is from the annotation of a GenBank genome assembly. NCBI's taxonomy places the organism in Eukaryota, Metazoa, Chordata, Lepidosauria, Squamata, Lacertidae.